Molecule: messenger RNA, 4779 nt
Organism: Arctia plantaginis
Lineage: Eukaryota; Metazoa; Arthropoda; Insecta; Lepidoptera; Erebidae
Source: the annotation of a GenBank genome assembly
AUGGCUAAAAAGUCGGAUAAUACCGGGGGCAAACUGGUCACGGUGUCAGUCGUCGGUCUUUCUGGUACAGAAAAAGAAAAGGGGCAGCUUGGCGUGGGCAAAUCUUGUUUGUGCAACAGAUUUGUGCGCAUGCACGCCGAUGACUACAACGUGGACCACAUUUGCGUGCUGAGUCAGUCUGACUUCAGCGGACGAGUGGUGAACAACGACCAUUUUUUGUACUGGGGCAGCGUGCAGAAGGAGAAUGAUGAGCAGGAGUACAGGUUCGAGCUCGUCGAGCAGACUGAGUUUGUGGACGAUGCGUGCUUCCAGCCGUUUAAAGUUGGCAAGACUGAAGCUUACAUAAAGAGAUGUGUGGCUACGAAGUUGCAGUCAGCUGAAAAGUUGAUGUACGUUUGCAAGAAUCAGCUGGGUAUUGAGAAGGAGUAUGAGCAGAGGCUGAUGCCUGAUGGCAAGCUCACCGUGGAUGGCUUCCUAUGUGUGUAUGACGUCAGUCUCGUACCUGGAAGGACUUGGGAGAAGCAGAAUGAAGUCCUUGCAGCAAUCCUCCAAAACAUCCUCAAACUCAAAAAGCCAGUUGUUCUCGUCACGUCCAAAAAUGACGAGGCUUGCGAGCAAGGCGUUCGGGAAGCUGAACGCUUAGUUCAGCGUAAGGAGUUCAAAGGGUCUAUCCCUAUAGUCGAAACGUCCAGCCAUGAUAAUGUGAAUGUGGACCAGGCUUUCUUCUUGUUAGCACAGAUGUGCGACAAGUCGAAGGCUAGGAUUAAGGUAGCUAAUUACGCGGAGGCGUUACGAAUAAGAAGGGAGACAUUGGACUUCGUGACUGAAGCCUUCACGCAGCUUAUCAGAGUGCACGUACAGGAUCAUAAGGAAAUGUGGUCGGCAGCUAGCAAGAGGUUGUGUAAUUAUCCAGAGUGGAUUAAGUUUGUUCAGCAGUUUGGAAAUGAUGGGACUCAGGUGGUAUUUCGACGUCACAUCCGAAGACUGAAAGAGGAGCGAUCAGCCAAGAAACUACGUAAGCAGCUCGCUAAAUUACCACAGAUUCUGUCCAGAAUGCAGCUGCCCACUGAAGAUUUGCAGGAGAGUGACUGGUCGAUGGUAGUCCGUCAGCUCCGCACGCACCGUGACUUCUCGGUGUACUUCAGCGAGGGUCGGGCGCAGGACUCGGGCUCGGAGUCAGGUUCCGACCUGGAUAGCCCGCUAGCCAUGGACACCACGUUGAGAGUUGGCGAGCGGGCCAGGUACCAGACAUUGGGACAGUCACAGAAGAUUCCAUACGAAAUUCUGGAGUCAAACGAGGCGGCGAGUGUAUUCAAAACAUUCUUACACGAAGCACAAGAAGAGCAUAGAAAUUACGAAUGGUGCCAACAAUUCAAACGUUUAUUAGAAGAGACCGGUUAUGUGACACCUGGGAAGCAAUUGUCUGAAGUCCGAGUACUUCUCAUGGGUCGGGAAUGCUACGAGGCCUUGUCUGAGGAACAGCAGCAGAGGGUCUACGAUCAACACCAGAGGCAAAUACAGAGACGCGCCAAGGACAAUUUUCAGGAGCUGCUAUUGGAACACGCAGAUCUCUUCUACCACUUCAAGAGUAUAUCACCAACGGGUACAAUCACGCAAGAAGACAUCAAAGAAAUCACUGACGUACUGCAAGAUGACUUUAGGUACAAAAUGCUAGACCGCAUGGAACAAGACAGGAAGCUGAUGUUGUUUCAGCACUUGGGUUUCGUGCACUGUCCGAUGCGCGAGCACUGUCCAGCUGGCUCUAAUUGUUUAGACGCCACUUUACCUGUUAUACUAAACACCAGAGUCGGGUCCCUGACGUCGACGGGCGAGUCGCAGUGCCACGGCGGGCCGCCCGCCGCCCCCUGGGCGCUCACUACGGACUCCAACUUGAUCAACGUCAUCAUAUUGGGGAUGGAGGGCGUGGCGGGCGAGUUCAGCAAGCGUCUGCUGGCGGGCUGCGACGCCGAGCGGCGCGUGGCCGUGGGCGCCGCCGCCUGGCGCCUCGACCUGCGCACGCGCACCGACGACUUCAGCUCAGAGAACACCAACAUCGACGACUUCGCGCCCAACGGCUAUUUCUGUGUUUACCAAGACCAAGAAUCUUUCGAAUACAUAAGAGCUUGUGCUGAAAAGACACUACUUUCAAGUCUCGAGCAAGAAGACAAGUUGCCGUUUCAGGGAUUACCUUUAGUGGUUAUGUUCGUACAAGAUGAGGGCAUGGACAAGAAAGAAUUAACGAGGCUACAGGAAGAAGGACAGAAUCUGGCCGACAACUUACACUGUUCGUACAUGGAGGCGACAGUGAACGAACUGGGAACGGAAGCGUUGACAGCAGACGCUAUACAAGAAUUAGUGAGAGCCAACAGAGAGAAAGCUAGCUACGCGCACUUGUAUAGAGACGUUAUCGUGUGUUUUGAUUCGGACAUCAGGAUAAUGGUGUGUAUGUUUUGCGACGAUCCAUAUUCUCCAGAACGUGUACUGAGCCCUCUGCUGCUACACCGAGCAUGUUUCCUGACCGGUGACCGGUCGAUCGUUAUCGAGACCUUCCUCGGUGACUCCAAGAGAAAAGUGGAGGUAAUAAUAUCAAGUUUCCAUGGCGCGACUCAGUUUAGGGAGGAACUCAUCCACGGCUUUAUACUCAUAUACUCAGCAAAAAGAAAAGCCAGUUUAGCUACCCUGAAUGCUUUCUCGAUGAACAUCCCUAACCUGCCGAUCCAAAUGGUGGCGGUGACGGACGGGGGCGGUUCGGCUGCGAGCACGUUCUUCGGCACCGACCUCGGCCACGCGCUCAUCACGGAGGGGAACGCCACGGCCGACCGCCUCGGCGCUCACUUCACCACUUACACUUCCAGUGCUGAGAAUAAAUCCGCGUUCUACACGCCGUUCUUCAAGGAGGUGUGGGAGCGCAAGGGCGAGAUCGAGCGCGCCUUCCGCAUGGAGCAGCCGCACAACCUGCCCGACGUGGCCGCCGCCCGUCCCGCCCCCCCGCCCCGCAACCACUCCUACCACCUCAACCACAUGAGAGAACACAAAUUGACCAACUCACUCGACCUUCUGAUCGGGCCGGACUCGAGAGCUGACAUCGACUCCGAAUACAGUGACACAUUGAAUAAUUCCAAGAAUAGAGGCUUCUUGAAAGGUUUUAGUGUAUACCCUCCACCCAGUACACCGCCAGAGCCAGCACCACCAGACCAUCGGAUGCACCCAGAUCUAUCACAUGGUGGUGGGUUAUGGCAGCCGGCCAGCUACGGACACCGCGCGUUCACGACGGGACGAACGCGCCCGCACGCUCCUCCACAGAGGGUCAGGCACUCGCAAACACUGAAGCAACCGGGUAAAUUGGAUAUGAACAAUUAUACGAUGGUGAGCGAUGCACUGCAACACAUCACAAUCGGACCUCCGGCACAUUCAAGAGAUAGGAAGUCUCAACGUACUGGAUGGACCCAUUCGAGCGGCCAAGCGGGAGGACACCACCAUCCUUCAGGAGUCAGCUCCGAGACAGAACUAGACGCGCAAUAUGCACAGAUAAAAGAAGCGAACGAGUAUAUGGAGGCGCCGUCCAUGAUGAGGCCGAGAAGACAUCGGAGACAUGACAAAACUCCACUCCAUCAGCCAUCGUUCUCGGAGACGGACAGCUCGGGCUCGAGCUCGGCGUCGGGCGGGGGCGGGGGCGGGGGCGGUGCGGUGGGGGGCGCGGGCGCGCGCCUGCCGCGGCGCCGACACAACGCGCACCACGCGCCGCGACACUACAAGAAACGAUCUUUAGGAAACUUAGUAGCCGUCCAAAGCCCGCGAGUCCCAAAACUGGGCAUGUUCGUGGGACCGCCUGAACUGCCCACUGGCUAUAGGGGCAGAACACAAGAAGAUAAAGCUGCGAGCGAGUCAAGUGAAGGAAGUUCUGAUGGGGAAACGAGAAGGCCAAGGCCUUUGCCUCCACCUCCACACCAUGAACCAGCACACAAGUAUAAAGAUUUACCAAAGACCUUUCUGCAGAACAUGACGUCAAUGCUCUCUGGCGAGUACCCCUCGUCCGCGCAGGACAACUCCUCGUCCAGCGCCGCCGACACUCGUCGACGUCACCACCCCUUCAGCAAGCACGACCGUAGGCAUAAGGAAUUUUCGAAGAGCAAAGAUUCAAAGAAAAAUUCAUCUCAGUUGAACAACACGCAAUCAAUACAGAACUGGGGACCUCCGGGAUCGCACGGUGUCCCUCUUUUCGUUGAGAAGUGCGUAGAGUUCAUAGAGAGGGAAGGACUCGCGUCAGAGGGAUUGUAUCGAGUGCCAGGCAACCGUGCCCACGUCGACAUGUUGUUUACUAAGUUUUACGAAGAUCCUAAAGUGGAUUUAGAUACUCUAGACAUUCCGGUGAACGCAGUAGCGACCGCGCUCAAGGACUUUUUCUCAAAGAAACUGCCGCCAUUGCUCGACGAAGCCAGUAUGGUGCAGUUAGAAGACAUUGCAACGAUGCGCGGCUGCAUCGCGGGCGGCGUGGAGCUGAAGGACCGCAGCUGGCGCCUGCUGGCGCUGCGCUCGCUGCUCAACACGGCGCUCACGCCGCUCGCCAGCGCCACGCUCGACUACCUGCUCGAGCACUUCGCCAGGGUGGCAGAUAACUCUAAACUGAAUUCAAUGGAUAGCAAGAACCUGGCCAUAUGCUGGUGGCCAACGCUGCUCCCGGUCCAGUUCUCCGAUAUGGGUCGCUUCGAGAUGACUCGACCGAAGCUUUUGUUAUGGUGUGAGGACAGUGUGAACCCACAAUGCAGGUUGCAUUUGUGA